This is a messenger RNA of Fragaria vesca subsp. vesca, 1231 nucleotides long. RefSeq names its product pectate lyase-like. The transcript has 4 exons. The record is from RefSeq and is a predicted model, not a curated record. Gene Ontology annotation, molecular function: pectate lyase activity. Lineage: Eukaryota; Viridiplantae; Streptophyta; Magnoliopsida; Rosales; Rosaceae. Bases 1 to 1200 code for a protein of 399 amino acids.
AUGUCGGUUCUUUUUCUCGCUUCUUUCCUAAUUGCAACUACUUCUGUUUCCUGCUCUCAACUUCAAGACCCUGAAGUAGUAGUGCAGGAGGUCCAUAGGAAUAUCAGUGCGUCUAGGAGGCAGUUGGCCCAUUCCUCGUGUGGAAAUGGCAACCCCAUAGACGACUGCUGGCGGUGCGACCCCAAUUGGGAGCAAAACCGCCAGCGCCUUGCUGAUUGCGCUAUUGGCUUCGGCAAGGACGCAAUUGGCGGGAGAAACGGCCGAAUCUACGUAGUAUCUGACUCCGGCGACGACGACCCUGUGAACCCUAGGCCCGGAACCAUCCGACACGCCGUGAUACAGGACGAGCCGCUGUGGAUCAUUUUCAAGAGGGACAUGGUGAUCCAGCUGAAGCAAGAGCUGGUCAUGAACUCGUUCAAGACCAUAGACGGUAGAGGUGCAAGUGUUCACAUUGCUAAUGGACCAUGCAUCACCAUACAUCACGUCACCAACAUCAUCAUCCAUGGAAUCCACAUACACGACUGUAAGCAGGCCGGGAACGGGGACAUUAGGGACUCCCCGAGCCACGCAGGGUGGUGGACGCAGUCCGACGGUGACGGUGUGUCGAUUUUCGGCGGGAAGCACGUUUGGGUCGAUCACUGCUCGCUGUCGAAUUGUCACGAUGGACUCAUCGAUGCCAUACACGGAUCCACGGCCAUCACGAUUUCGAACAACUACAUGACGCAUCAUGACAAGGUUAUGCUUUUAGGGCACAGUGAUUCGUUUACGGAAGACAAGGGCAUGCAUGUUACUAUUGCGUUCAAUCACUUUGGAGAAGGGCUCGUGCAAAGAAUGCCAAGGUGUAGACUUGGAUAUUUUCAUGUGGUGAACAAUGACUAUACACAUUGGGAGAUGUAUGCUAUAGGAGGGAGUGCUGCCCCGACCAUCUAUAGUCAAGGCAAUAGAUUUCUUGCACCGGAUCGACGUUUCGAUAAAGAGGUGACAAAACACGAGGAUGCACCGGAAAGUAAAUGGAGGAAAUGGAACUGGAGAUCCGAGGGGGAUUUGAUGCUGAACGGCGCAUUUUUCAGGCAAUCAGGUGCGGGUUCAUGGUCAAGCUAUGCGAGGGCGUCCAGUCUCAGUGGAAGACCUUCUUCUCUUGUGGGUUCGAUGACUGUCACUGCCGGUGCACUUAACUGCCGGAGAGGAUCCCGCUGCUAGCUACUUUAUAGUUUAUUAUUUGCCUUAAUGA